AACGAAUCCACCUCCAGCAACCUUCUCAACACCGUCAAGAUGCUGAUUCCAAAGGAGGACCGCAAGAAGAUCCACGAGUACCUUUUCAAGGAGGGUGUCGCCGUGGCCAAGAAGGACUUCAACCAGCCAAAGCACAACGAGAUUGACACCAAGAACCUCUACGUCAUCAAGGCUUGCCAGUCUCUCACCUCGCGCGGCUACCUGAAGACCCAAUUCUCGUGGCAAUGGUACUACUACACCCUCACCCCAGAGGGUCUGGACUACCUCCGCGAGUGGCUCCACCUGCCAGCUGAGAUCGUUCCUCAGACUCACGUCAAGCAACAGCGCUCGCACGCUCCUCCACGAGGAAUGUUGGGUGGUGAUGGCGACCGCGAGCGACGUGGUGGUGGCCGUGGCGGACCACGCCGCGAGGGAGGUGACCGCGAGGGUGGAUACCGCCGCCGUGAAUUCGGUGAGAACAAGGAUGGUGCUGCCCCAGGUGGCUUCAACCCAGAGUUCCGUGGUGGGUUUGGCCGUGGCCGUGGCGCUCCACCAGCUCAGUCUUAG
Molecule: messenger RNA, 546 nt
Organism: Sphaerulina musiva SO2202
Lineage: Eukaryota; Fungi; Ascomycota; Dothideomycetes; Mycosphaerellales; Mycosphaerellaceae
Product: S10_plectin-domain-containing protein
Exons: 3
Coding region: 40-546 (168 amino acids)
Cellular component (GO): cytosolic small ribosomal subunit
Molecular function (GO): RNA binding; structural constituent of ribosome
Source: RefSeq, a predicted model, not a curated record